Molecule: messenger RNA, 3772 nt
Organism: Danio rerio (zebrafish)
Lineage: Eukaryota; Metazoa; Chordata; Actinopteri; Cypriniformes; Danionidae
Source: RefSeq, a predicted model, not a curated record
AUGGGUGAACAUUUUGUGGAGUUCAUGCAGAACAUGUUCAUCAACAAGCAUGCAGAACUUGCUCCCCCACUCCUGCCUGAUGAAGAAUACUGGUAUUUACCGAUAUUUGGUGUGUACCACCCUUUGAAACCUGGGAAGAUUAGGGUGGUGUUCGAUUCCAGCGCUCAGUGUAAAGGCAUUUCUUUAAAUGACACACUUCUUCGUGGCCCAGACCUGAACAACAAGUUACUUGGGGUCUUGAUGCGUUUCCGGAAGGAACAAGUCGCAGUAACAGCUGAUGUAGAACAAAUGUUCUACUGCUUUAAGGUUAGGAAAGAUCACCAAAACUUUCUGAGAUUCUUGUGGUUUAAAGACAAUGAUCUCUCUAAGGAAAUCACAGAGUACAGAAUGUCAGUGCAUGUUUUUGGGAACAGCCCAUCUCCAGCUGUGGCAAUUUAUGGAUUGAGACGGGCAGCAGAUUGGGGAGAAGAAGAGUAUGGUGAAGAGGCCAAACAGUUCAUCCAUAGAAAUUUUUAUGUGGACGAUGGUCUGAUCUCUGUCUCUAGUGCAGCUGAGGCCAUCAGUCUUCUGAAAAACACCAAAAACAUGUUGUCUGAGUCUAACAUUAGGCUUCACAAGAUUUCGUCAAAUAGCCAUCAAGUUAUGGAAGCAUUUCCUGCAUCUGAUAGAGCUAAUGACCUAAAGGAUCUGGAUCUAACCAUCGAUCCCCUACCUCUUCAACGAAGCUUGGGGGUGAGCUGGAGUUUAGAGACCGAUUGUUUAACAUUUCAAGUAUCACCAGUUAAUAGACCAUUCACUCGACGAGGCAUACUUUCAACAGUUAACAGUCUCUAUGAUCCUUUGGGGUUUGUAGCUUCUGUCACUAUACAGGGCAAAGCCUUAGUAAGAGAGCUGUCAUCAGACCAAGUUGACUGGGACACACCACUCCCAACAGAUAAGGAAACCCAAUGGAAGGUUUGGACAAAUUCAUUAGCAGACCUUAGGAAAGUUCAGAUUCCCAGACCCUACAUACCCAUCUCUAUGUCCCAAACUUCUGAGAGAGAGGUGAUCAUUUUUUCUGAUGCGUCUACACUGGCCAUUGCUGCGGUUGCCUAUCUCAGAGUUGCAUCUAUAGAGGGUCAGUGUCAUGUUGGGUUCAUCAUGGCUAAGUCAAAAUUGGCACAAUAUCCUGCUCAGACAGUGCCACGUUUAGAACUGUGUGCGGCAGUCCUAGCUGUUGAACUGGCAGAACUAAUUACUGAAGAGCUGGAUAUGGAAUUGACAACAGUAAAAUUUUACACUGAUAGUAAGAUUGUCUUGGGAUACAUCUACAAUACCUCUCGAAGAUUCUAUGUGUAUGUUGCAAACCGAGUGGCACGAAUUAGAAGCUCCACAAAACCUGAACAGUGGCAUCACAUUAGUUCAGAGCUGAACCCAGCAGAUCUUGGAACUAGGUUUGUUCCAGCAGAUAUCCUUCCUCACACCAAUUGGUUCUGCGGUCCAGAAUUCCUGUGUAAGCCUGACCUCGGAGCUAAGGAGGAUUCAUUUGACCUGGUAGAACCAGGGAAGGAUCAGGAAAUCCGUCCUCAAGUGACAACAUUGGUCACUAAUGUAACAGAUCAAUCUCUUGGAUCACACAGGUUCAAACGCUUUUCAGAAUGGACAUCACUUGUAAGAAGUAUAGCAAAUCUCAUUCAUAUUGUGCAAUCCUUUUCUGAUAUGAAAUGUACACUAGAUUGCAAAGGCUGGCACUUGUGCCAGAAAAGUCAUCAGGUUGACUGGACACAAGCGAAAACUUUUAUAAUACAGUGUGUGCAGCAAGAACAUUACAGUGAGGAACUCAAAAAGUUGAGAAAGAGAGAAGAAAUCUCACAACAAAGUUCUCUCAAAAAGCUAGCUCCCUUUGUAGAUGGUGAUGGGCUAAUUAGAGUUGGAGGCCGUUUGCAAUUGGCAGAACUGUCAGAACAAGAAAAGCACCCAUUAGUAAUCCCAGCAUGCCAACAUGUCUCUACAUUAUUGGUCAGACACUACCAUGAGCGGGUGGCUCACCAAGGUCGUCAUUUAACUGCUGGAGCAAUACGAUCAGCUGGUCUCUGGAUUGUAAAGGGAACAAGACUAAUUAACAGUGUGAUUCAUCAGUGUGUUACAUGCAGAAAGUUGAGAGGAAGAAUAGAAGAGCAAAGAAUGUCAGACCUACCCAUGGACAGAGUGACAGUAGAUCCACCUUCCACGUACGUGGGUCUAGAUGUUUUUGGGCCAUGGAGCAUAAUGUCACGCCGUACAAGAGGUGGCAGUGCAGAAAGUAAAAGAUGGGCUGUCAUUUUCUCCUGUCUGAGCACAAGGGCAGUCCAUCUGGAGGUCAUUGAGUCAAUGUCAACUUCCAGUUUUAUUAAUGCCCUCAGACGGUUCUUGGCAGUUCGUGGACCAGUUAAACAUUUGAGAUCAGACAGAGGAACUAAUUUCAUUGGUGCAUGUCGAGAACUAAACAUCAAGACUGAUGAUCCAGAGCUUAAGGGAUAUUUGCAAGAGCAAGGUUGUACAUGGUCAUUUAACGUUCCCCACUCUUCCCAUAUGGGAGGAGCUUGGGAAAGGAUGAUCAACACAGCACGAUGCAUUCUUGAUGGCCUGCUGUUGAAAAGCAGCUGCACACGUCUUACUCAUGAAGUUUUGACUACACUCAUGUCUGAAGUUAUGGCAAUAAUGAAUGCUAGACCGUUAAUUCCUAUUUCUUCUGACCCUGACACAUUUGAAGUUCUAUCUCCUUCGAUGCUCCUCACACAAAAGGCAAGUACUGUACCAGCUUCUCUUGGGGACUUUGAUAUAAAGGACCUUUACAAGAAAGAAUGGAGAAAGGUUCAAUGUCUAGCAGAUGCUUUCUGGACAUCAUGGAAAAGGGAUUAUCUUGCAACUUUACAGGUCCGAAGAAAGUGGACAGAGGAAAAACAAAACCUCAGAGAAGGGGAUGUUGUCUUGCUCAAGGACUCUAAUGUGAAACGAAAUGAUUGGCCUAUUGGGCUUAUUGUGAAAACCAUGGCCAGCAGUGAUGAUAGAGUGAGAAAGGUAGAAGUAAAGAUAGUUAAAGAAGGUGUGGCGAAGGUAUAUCUAAGGCCUAUCUCAGAAGUAGUGCUUCUCCUGCCGAAGAAGCCAUAAAGGGAUAAAUAGUAGUAUAAUAGGUUGUUAUACCAGGCGAGGAGUGUGUGGUCUUCUAAAGCCAUUUGUGGGUUUGGCGCUCCACCUACCGGACAUUAAAGGCACUGCACUAUAUGUACAAUUAAGAUUCACUUUCGUUUUCCUUCAGUGCAUACAGUCAAGGACAACUCACGCACGCGGUUCUUUCGGUGCCUGAUUAAAACGUGGAAACCUUGGAAAUAUAUGUCCGUAAGUCCACAAUUUGAUUAAACAGCAAUUGUAUGUUCAAAGGUUGCAUGUUAAAGAGUCAUUACUGGUUUAUUAGAUUUAUUAUUCCUGUAUUUGCUCUCCAAUCACAUGUUCAUAAUUAGUCAGACAAGUUCAUAAUGCUGAGUGGCGUUACAAAUAUGUUAAUUUGCUGACAUUUGAUACAAAAUGUGUUUUAUUUAAUAGAUUUCCUUAUGUGUGUACAAGAUUUGUGUAAAAAAGAACUAUGUACAUUAGUAGUAGAAUAAUGUCUAGCUGAUUGAACUGAACAUGUUGGGAAUAUCAUUGUCAUGUGAAUAAGAUUGUAUUCUUAUUUUUCCUUUUCCUUUUGUUGUAGUUUUACAAACAGAAUAGAAGAUAUUGUGAGGAACAAUACCCAGUAAAGUCACUCAAGUUA